AAAGCAAUUUGAAAUAAUUUUUUUUUGUUGAAAAAGUGAGUUUUUUUGCUUGGAUAUUGUUUCUGAAUAGGUUGCCAAUUUGAGUUUUUUUCGUUUUUUGUGGAUAUUGCUUGGAUAUUGUUUCUGAAUAGGAUACUUAUCAUGUUUUUGUGCGAUUAGUUGUUUCUUUGAUCUAAUAUGGAAUCUCAAGAGACAAGUACAAACCAUCAAGUGGCUGGACAAUCUGAAGAAAAUGAAAUGUCUGAAUUGUUUGGGAAAUCAUUUGAAACUCGUGAUGAUCUCCUUCAAAGCACAAAAAGAUUUUAUUUAAAAAAUGGAUAUGCAACAACCAUCAAGAAAUCUAAAAAGGAUAGAUUUGUGCGCAUUGGAUGUGAUAGAGGAGGUGUCUAUCGGAAUCGACAGAAUACUCCAUUAGAGCUUCGUAAAAGGAAAUCAUCAAGUCGGCUUAUAAAUUGUCCUUUUGAAGUUAUUGGUAGGAAGCGAAGUGAUGGUACUUGGAUACUUCAACUUAUAAAUGAUUCCCAUAACCAUGAAGCAUCUAGUGAUAUGUCCGGUCACCCUAGUUGUCGUCAUUUUUCAGUAGAAGAAAUGCAUAGCGUUGAAGAAAUGGCUUCUUUUGGGAUACCGACACGACAAAUUCUCUCAUCACUAAGGCAAAAAAAAUCCAGGCCUUCAAGCAAUCUCUAGAAAUGUAUACAAUUCAAUACACAAGAUUUGAGAAGAAAAAUUGGGAGGUCGUACCAUGGUUCAAGCAUUAUUUGAAGAACUAGGUGAGGGUGAAUUUUUCUACAAUAUAAAGCAUGAUGAAAAUG
Molecule: messenger RNA, 812 nt
Organism: Rubroshorea leprosula
Lineage: Eukaryota; Viridiplantae; Streptophyta; Magnoliopsida; Malvales; Dipterocarpaceae
Source: the annotation of a GenBank genome assembly